UCUUCUUUUUAAACGCCUCUUUUUCAUUCAUUUCUUUGCUCUCUUACUCUUUCUCUUUCUCUCUCUCUCGCCAAAAUCUGGGCAUGAUAGUCUAGCUAUUAUAUGAUUAUUGUCGAACUUUAAUUUCUUUUAGUAACAAUAAAGGAAAAGAAAUUUGAAUCAUGGUAUUGCACGACUCCGCCAUGUCAACGGGGAGUAACAGUGGCAGCUCAUCAUCAUCGUCCUCCAAACCACGGCUGCCGCCUCAGCAGCAGGAUAUCGAUGGGCUACUUCCUGGAGCUGGAUACAAAGUCCGGUCAUCCGAACUGCGAAAAGUAGCUCAGCAACUUGAACGACUCGAAACGGCCACGGUUAAUUCCCUCGCAGAUUCCUCUCAACUCUCUUCCGAUGCUACCCAUAGCUACUAUAACCCUUCCGAUAUCACCUCCUGGGUCGACUCGCUGCUAUCCGAGUUCGCUCAACCUCCUACUUGCCCAUCCGAAUUCAUCAUGGAUCCUGUAACCAAUAAGACGGCGAUAAAAAAUGCGUGGACCUCCAAUGAACAUCAUAUGCCGCAGGUGCACCAGAAUAUUUCUUACGAGCAACAAAGUUUGAAUCAUCAGUUGACGGUUGUAACAGCCAUGGAAGAAGAUUCCGGCAUAAUGCUGGUCCACAUGUUGAUGACGUGUGCGGAGUGCGUCCAACGUGGAGACCUCUCAUUGGCUACUUCAUUGAUCGACGACAUGCAAGGGUUACUGACACGUGUCAACACCGUUUGCGGUAUCGGUAAAGUUGCUGGUCAUUUUAUCGACGCAUUGAGCCGUCGUAUUUUCCAAGGAAUUGGCGGCGUCUUUAUUAACGGUGGCUCCGGUUAUGAGAACGAAAUUUUGUAUCAUCAUUUUUACGAAGCGUGUCCAUACUUGAAAUUCGCUCACUUCACGGCCAAUCAGGCGAUUCUCGAAGCUUUAGACGGUCACGAUUGCGUCCACGUGGUGGAUUUCAAUUUGAUGCACGGCUUACAAUGGCCAGCUUUGAUACAAGCCCUCGCUCUACGUCCCGGUGGACCUCCUGUACUUCGUUUGACAGGCAUUGGACCGCCAUCGCCAGAUGGCCGUGAUUCGCUUCGCGAAAUCGGUUUCCGACUCGCCGAGUUGGCUCGGUCAGUCAACGUCCAUUUCGCCUUCCGUGGAGUCGCAGCUUCCAGGCUCGAAGACUUUAAGCCGUGGAUGCUUCAGGUGAAUCCAAAAGAAGCUGUGGCUGUUAACUCAAUCAUGCAGCUUCACCGCUUACUCGGAUCCGACUCGACUGGGAAUUCUACUAUCGAAACGUUUUUGAGUUGGAUCCGGAGCUUAAACCCGAAAAUUAUGACUGUUGUUGAACAAGAAGCAAACCACAACCAACCCGGUUUUCUGGACCGGUUCACGGAAGCUCUUCAUUAUUAUUCAACGAUGUUCGAUUCUUUAGAAGCUUGCACAGUUCAAACGGAAAAAGCUUUAGCCGAGAUAUACAUUCAGAGGGAAAUAACCAACGUGGUGAGCUGUGAAGGGUCGGCUAGAGUGGAAAGACACGAGCCAUUAGCUAAGUGGAGGGCACGGUUGAGUGGAGCGGGGUUAAGGCCAUUACAUUUGGGGUCCAGCGCGUUUAAACAAGCUAGCAUGUUAUUGACUUUGUUCUCGGCGGAGGGGUAUUCGGUCGAAGAAAAUGAAGGGUGUUUGACUCUGGGAUGGCAUAGCCACCCUCUCAUUGCAGCCUCGGCUUGGCAUGCCUUGCCUGAUGCAGCGGGUGAUGUUCCCGGCGUGUGAUAAUCAUCAGACAUCCUCGUAGGAAGGCAAGACUGCAGAGUAAUAUUAAUAACUAAUAACUAAAGCCUUGAGGUAAAUUUGGGGUAAUUUGGUUAUUUUUAGAAAGUCUUUUUUUUUUUUUAACAGCUUUCAUCUGUGAUAUUUUCAAUAAGAUUUUACAUGACAAGAAAUCUGUUCCCAGACGUUUCAUAGUAUUUUAAUUACUUAUAAAAUACUACGUGUAUUGUGUGUGGACUGGAUUUAUGUUGUUGCCAAAGGCUGAAGCACACUGGUAGUGAUAUCGCACACUUUCUAAACUGGGGAAUUUGUUCAGAGACCUUUUUCAGGUUUUGAGUGCUGCUUGUGACCAAACAUGAAUCCAAAUCUCUCAUCCAACCACCAGACUUUGUUUUUUCUCAAAGAGAUGAUGAGUGCUGCAGGCAUUUGUGGCACUACAUGGAUAGGCCAUUGAAUCUGCCAAAUCCUUCUGCAAAAAGAGUAACCAUAUACAGCAAUAGCUACUUUUUUUUUUUUUUUGCCACUGUUAUUUCAAUGGGUGGGUGGCUUAAAUAAGGAUCACUGUAUCAGGCUAUCAGCCGACAGUUAACCAAACAUAAUACACUGCAUCUUCCAAGCUAAACAAAGCUUUCUGUUCCUUCAUUUUUAAAUAAGGUAGUACUAUUUGAAAUCAACUGAGUGAAAGCUAGCGAUGAGUUACGUUUGGUAGAAACAAGAGAGGGGCCAAUAGGGUUGAUUCUUCCUUCAUUAUUAUUAUUGUGUUUGAAUUAGAUAUUUAAAGACCAUGGGAGACAGAAUGAUGAUGAAUCAUGAGAGAAGGAGGUGAUGAUCGAUGAAUGUGGGUUUUCUGAAACAAAUCAAAAUACAAGGCACGAAAUUAAUCCAACGGGGGACCCCUUACCUAAAUAAUGAGACACAGCAACAUCCCCCAGACUCAGAGAUGGCAAAGAGAGGAAGAACACUCACAUGAGAGACCUGUGUGUUUCCCUGCAAACUGUAUUGUCUCGUUCCCUUCACUUGCUAAAUAGCUACAGUCAUAGCUAAGAGAUACUGCUUAUGCUGAGCUACUAAGACCUACCUAAGUUAACAUAUCAUGGUUUUGAUCAGGGUUGUUACAAAACUGUUUUUGGAUCGCCAUUUCCAGCAGACCAUUGAUCAGAGAACAUUGCCAUGAAAAGAAAUAAUUGUGGUAGAAAAAAAAA
Durio zibethinus is the source of this 2980-nucleotide messenger RNA. The record is from RefSeq and is a predicted model, not a curated record. NCBI's taxonomy places the organism in Eukaryota, Viridiplantae, Streptophyta, Magnoliopsida, Malvales, Malvaceae.